This is a messenger RNA of Trifolium pratense (red clover), 698 nucleotides long. RefSeq names its product transcription factor bHLH140-like. Gene Ontology annotation, biological process: regulation of DNA-templated transcription. Lineage: Eukaryota; Viridiplantae; Streptophyta; Magnoliopsida; Fabales; Fabaceae. The coding region runs from base 67 to 567 and encodes 166 amino acids. The record is from RefSeq and is a predicted model, not a curated record. The transcript has a single exon. Gene Ontology annotation, molecular function: protein dimerization activity; DNA-binding transcription factor activity.
UUCCCCUACUAAAAAUAUUCAAACUAUAUUAUAAAAACUUUGCAUAAUUAUUUUCUUAGCUACCACAUGGAGUGCUACAACAACACUUUCUCUUAUUCUUCAGGGUCAUCUUCAAAAACAAAGGAGAAAAAGGAAAAGGGUGUGAAAAAAAUCAAAACCAAAAGAUCAUCGGUGAAACUUUCAACUGAUCCACAAAGUAUUGCAGCUAGAGAAAGAAGGCAUAGAAUCAGUGACAGGUUUAAGAUUCUUCAGAGUAUGGUUCCUGGUGGGAAUAAAUUGGAUACUGUUUCUAUGUUGGAAGAAGCUAUUCAUUAUGUUAAGUUUCUUAAGACACAGAUUUUGCUUCAUCAAACAAUGAUUAACUUUGUUGAUGAUAUUGAUGAGUCAUCAUCACAUAUGUUGCUUCCUCAAGAUAAUUAUUAUUCACCAAAUGAUAACAUUAUUCAGCAUAGCACUUUUGGUUCAGUUGAGUCUAUGCAGAAUUUGCCACAGUUACCACCAGAUCAGUUCUGUUUUCAAGGUGAUCAAGAUACCAAAACCAUGUUUAAUAUCACUAUGAAAUAUUAAUUAAUUAGCCACCUUAAUUAAUUAGUGUUUCUAUCUUAAGUUUUUUUUCUUCUUCUCCUAGUUAUAUAAAUUAGAUGUGAACUUUUGUAAUGGUUAAAAUGAUACUCCAUCUGGUCACUAUUAUAAGUAAA